GCUCGUGUUCUGUCCAGCCGAAGCCACGCGCACAGACACAGGUGGCACGAGGAGGAGAGCUCCAGAGCGCUGUGAUCCACUGACCCUGCGCGUAAUAUCCUCCAGUGCGUAAUCUGAGCGCAGCGCACUUUUCUUCCAGCCGAGAAUAUCCUCCGGACUCACACCGGCUCGAACUGCAGCGGAUUCGACUCUCCGAGCUGAUGGCCCGAGCGCAAACCCGAGCUUUAUGGGUGCUGGCCCUGAUCUCCGGUGUAUCCCUGCUUUCCUCCGCCUCAGACUGUGGACAGGACUGUGCCCGCUGUGUGUACGGCGUCCUGGGACAGCACACCUCUCUGCCUCCACUGGCCUGUUCCAUGGAGUGUGGCGGUGCCUUAGACUCACAGACACUGCGCUUGUGUCAGGAGACUCUUCUAGAGAGUGACAUCCAACUCCCCCUAGAGGACAACACACCCGAGCUGGAGGAGGCUGCAGAGGUGUCUGUUAAAGAGGAAGAGGACACGCCUGAGCACCUUCUAGCCAAGAAGUAUGGAGGCUUUAUGAAGCGCUAUGGAGGCUUCAUGGCACGCCGCUCCUCCUCUGCACCAGAGGGGGCGCAAGAGGAAACCGCCAGCAUAGACGGCCAGGAGAACAUCCGUAAUGAGAUCCUAAAGAUCCUGAGCUUAGCUACAGCACAUGGGGAGAGUGGAGCCGAGGCCGUGAAGAGGUACGGAGGCUUCAUGCGAAGAGGAGGGGCUCAGAGCGAUGCGCUGGAGGCCAUCUUGGGGCGGGGUCUAGAGAAGCGCUACGGCGGCUUCAUGCGGCGUGUGGGCAGGCCCGAGUGGCUCCUCGACAGCAGCAAGAGCGGAGGAGUAUUUAAGCGUGCCUGGGAGGGAAGUCCACUACACAAGCGCUAUGGAGGCUUCAUGGACUAAAACAUGCAUGUUCCCCACUCUGCAAGUAACCAAUCGCACACAAAGGCCCGGGGCCACGCCCACUACACUCUUUCAGACCAGUGUUACACUCACAAACCCCGCCCACACCACGCUCUUUCAGACCAGUGUCACACCCACAAACCCUGCCCCCAAACUAAGAGCUGCUCUUAAGCUUUGUGUCAAUAAUAAAAGAUGUAACAGUACACAUCAUCUGUACUCAUCUGUACAGUCUGUGCUCUGGUUCUCAUCCUCAUUGACCAGUGUGAGUGUGCAGUUUACCUGCUGUUUACCACCUCAUACAGUCCUUGAGCCAUUCCAGUGUUUAGAGAGAAUGCACUCUACGCUGUGUGCUAUGUGGAGUGUGACUGGGAGACUCCUCAUGUGUCAGUGGCAGCAGGAUAGCAGAGUAAAAGCAGUGCUUGCUGUGAGUGUGUGCUUAGAUGUGUCUGAAUGCAGUGGGUGUACGCGGCCCCGGUGUAGCUCGCCCUCUGGACCUCUGUGCGUUGUACUUGUGCCUCUCAUCGCUCUGUGGUCUGUGCCCACAAAUACAAGUACUACUGUAUAUCACCUGAUGUCACAAAUCAUAUUUUGGCUAAUGUUUGAGUCUGUUCUUGUUUCUCAUCGUGAUAUUAUUUAAUAAAAUAUUCUGUUGAUUGA
This is a messenger RNA of Periophthalmus magnuspinnatus, 1568 nucleotides long. RefSeq names its product proenkephalin-A-like. The record is from RefSeq and is a predicted model, not a curated record. Lineage: Eukaryota; Metazoa; Chordata; Actinopteri; Gobiiformes; Gobiidae. Gene Ontology annotation, biological process: sensory perception; chemical synaptic transmission; neuropeptide signaling pathway. The coding region runs from base 201 to 911 and encodes 236 amino acids. The transcript has 3 exons. Gene Ontology annotation, cellular component: plasma membrane; neuronal cell body; axon terminus. Gene Ontology annotation, molecular function: opioid receptor binding.